Molecule: messenger RNA, 2292 nt
Organism: Yarrowia lipolytica CLIB122
Lineage: Eukaryota; Fungi; Ascomycota; Dipodascomycetes; Dipodascales
Cellular component (GO): cell surface
Molecular function (GO): endo-1,3(4)-beta-glucanase activity; glucan endo-1,3-beta-D-glucosidase activity
Source: RefSeq, a predicted model, not a curated record
AUGCUUCAAAGAGCAGUACAUCUGUCACUAUUUCUGUCAGCUUUACUUCUUUUUAUCUUCGUUGCCACCCAUUCGAGACCAUUGAUCAUCGUCAGUGACAGACCCACCAAAUAUAAACUGCCUGCGACCAAGACCACCACUUCCAUUCAAUCCAAACCUACCGCCAUGUUCAACGGAAACCCCUUUGUUCCCAUCGCCACGAGCGACCCCAUGAGUCAGUUUGAACGCCGAGAACACCCUCUCAAACCCCCUGUCGCUCGAGACGGUCCUCAGCAAACCAACAAGUUUUAUGCCAACAUGCUGCUGGGCGACCGAGACCUGCCGGCCUACGUCUACCCCUACUCUGUGUGGUGGUCCAAGACAGACAACUUCCAGGGUCUGGCCAUCUCGCACACCCGUGCGUCCCAGCUUGUCUACGGCCCCGACCCCGACCAGAACCCCUCCCAGUUUUACUUCAACCCUGUGGGAAUUAUGUCGCUCGUCCUCGGAGCCCAUGAGUUUUCCCAGGGCAUGGACAUGGUCGUGGACAAAAUGGACCAUUUGAGCGUUGAUCUUCAGAUCGGCCGCGGACCAGCUGGUCUUACUGCCCCUCUUGUCCGAGGAAUGGGCAUGGUUACGGCCAAGUACAACGGCGUGGGGCCCAUCAUUGGCUCUCAGGUCGGCUUUGCCAACAUUGAGCGUGUCCAGAAUGUCAGAAGCGACAUACAAAAAUACAAGCUGACUCUCAACAACCAGGUUGUAUGGAUCAUGUACGUCAAUGCACCUGAUGGGGCUCUGCAGUUCAACCAGUCAUCUCCUCAGCACUUUGCCGCCACUUCUGCUGCUCAGAACGCUGUCAUUCAGAUUGCCGUGCUUCCCGAGACUCCCGGAAGCGAGCAGGCUCUUGAUGCUGCUGCCGGCAAAUAUGCCACUGGCGGCUCUGUAUCUGGCACCAUUGACAAUGAUGGCCUGAGAGGCAUUUACUCACUAGAGUUUCCCACUGAGGGCCAGUCCCAGUGUGGAUUUCCCCUCAUGUACGCGCUGGAGCACCAGAGUCAUGUCAUGGUUGACGAGAUCAGGCAGCGAGAGACCCCCUGUCGUCUCGACACGUGUGCCAAGGGUGUUGCCAUUGGAUAUAACACCGACCGGUUCACCAUGGCCGAGCAGACUCUUCCUCGGGACAUUGGAUUCCUUCCCAAGCCUCUCAAGCGAGACUUGCAGAGCCAGCUGCAGGACCAGAAUGCGCUCAGGCUCAUUUUUGACGCAGCUAGCAAGGAGAUGGACCAGGAUAUCAACGGCCAGGCCAAUCUCGACUCUAUGUACUUCUCUGGCAAGGGCGUUGAUAAGUUUGCGACCAUUCUACUUGUUUUGAACGAUGUCUUGGGCGACAAGGAUCGGGCUCGAACUCUUCUAGACCGAUGCAAGCAGAUCUUUUCAAUGUUUGCCACCAAUAAGCAACAGAACCCUCUAGUUUACGACACGACCUGGAAGGGUGUGAUUUCCGUUGCUGGCUUCAACGACCCCAAUGCCGAUUUCGGAAACACUUACUACAACGAUCACCACUUCCACUUCUCCUACUUCAUUCAUGCUGCUGCUAUCAUUGCCAAGGUUGAUGCUGAGAUUGGAGAUGGUCAGUGGUUGAACCAGAACCGGGAGUGGGUCGAUACAUUGCUGCGAGACGCCGCCAACCCGUCGCAUGACGAUCGCCACUUUCCAGUGUCUCGAUCUUUUGAUUGGUAUAUGGGUCACUCGUGGGCCAAGGGUCUAUUCCUGUCUGCUGAUGGAAAGGACGAGGAGUCUUCUUCUGAAGACUAUCACUUCGCCUACGGUAUGAAGCUGUGGGGGCAGGUUAGCGGCAACCAGGCCAUGGAGGCUCGAGCCAACCUCAUGUUGGCUGUGAUGCGACGUGCUAUGAACAUUUACUGGUUCAUGAAGGACGACAACACCAACCAGCCCGCCAAGUUCAUCAAGAACAAGGUGCCCGGUAUCACCUUUGAGAACAAAGUUGACCAUGCCACCUACUUUGGUAUUAACCCAGAGUUCAUCAUUGGUAUCCACAUGCUGCCUACCACUCCCAUUUCGUCCUACAUGCGAGACGAGGAGUUUGUGCGGCAGGAGUGGGAUCAGCGUGUGUCCACCUUUGUGGACGGUGUUGAUUCCGGCUGGAAGGGUAUUCUUCAGCUGGAUCGGGCACUUUUUGACCCCAACGCCAGUUGGAAGUUCUUCACCCAGGGUAUGCAGCCUCAGUGGCUGGAUCCUGGUAUGAGCCUGGCGUGGAGUUUGACCAUGAUUGCUGGCAUGGGGGGCAAGUAG